AUGCAGCCCAUCUCUCUCCAAGUCCAUGGGGGUAUGCUGACCCGGCUCCAGUUUCAGUCCUUGUUGUUUUUCUCUGUGCCCUAUGUGGCUGUGGUUUGUGCUCUGUUCUCCGAAGUGCUUAUGAACAGCAGCGACCCGUCCUGCCCCCUUAAAAACAGCAGCGUCCAAAUCAGCAGAACCAACAUGGAGAUCAGCAAGCAGCCAGUGAAGGAGGUGUCCCCACAGCCUCGACUCCCCAUCCAGCCGCCAGCCACCUCUUCACCCGCAAACUCCACCGCCUCCAUAAAACACAGCGCAGGCUCCAUCCAGCAUGUACAGGUUGCCUCCUCAGUGGUGACAUCGUUCAGCCACCGAAAGCCUCUGGAGAGCGACCACACUAUGUUUUCUCGGAUGAAGUCUAUAAAGUCUCUGAGGCAUGCCGGCUUCACCGCGGUCUUCACCGGACAAGUGGUAAGCAAGGCUAACCAGGAAGAGUGUGUAGAAGUACCCAUUGUGGAUGUGAUCCUGGCCGACAUUGACUCCCUGGUGCCCACCCACGAUGAGGCUGGUCGCCCUAUAGCGGAGUGGAAGAGGCAGGUGAUGGUGCGACAGCUCCAAGUCAGGCUACACGAUGAGGAAGAGCAAAGGAGACAGGAUAUAACAAACAGUGUACCACUGGAUGGCUGGAAGUACUCCCAAUCCCAUAAUGCAGUACUGGGACCUUUUGGGGAGCUACUGACUGAGGAGGACCUGGUGUACCUCCAGCGACAGAUUGAGAAUCUGUCACUCCAGAAGCGCUGCCAGGCCUACGAACUGGAACUGACCCAGCUGACCAAGGAGCUUAGGGCCAUUUUACCCGAUCCUAUCAUCAACAUCUCCCUCAACAAAGAGAUCCUAAAACAGAUGGAUGAGGAUGGACGAUUGCUGUUACCAACGUGGUGCAACCGCGUAUCAGAGAUUGUAAGGAAUAUGUCGCGGCUGCUGAUAAGUCUGAGCGGCGGUGAAACAGAAGGGGAAACUCAGGGGGUCAACUCACCGGCCGGAUGUAGGAUACCCCAUAUUGGGAUGGCAUCAGCAUUUAGCCACCGGUUAGAGACCAACAGCUACAGUAGUAGAGCACAGAGGGAGAGGGUGGAGAAGGAGAUCCAACAGUCUGGGGUGUCGGUUCGAAACCUCAGAUCAAACUUUGAAGGCCAAGUUGGGGGGAUUUAUCCCUUUGCCGGGUUUGUCAGUGACUCACACAGACGGGGCAUUAAAGGAGUUGAAGAGAUGGGGAAUGGGAUAGAAAGAAAAGAUCCCAAAUUGAACAAGCAAUUCACUAACACAGGCUCAGGCUGUGAAACGAGCUGCCACGAUCCUGCCAAGGCAGCCACAACCGUGAUGGAGACCACCAGCUUGAGGAAGGAGCGUAUCGUCGUCCUGUUUCUCAGCCACUGGAAAAAAUCUGCAUAUGCCAUUACAAUGAGAGCAGCUCGACUGAGACGGGGUGAGGAGGCAGUGACACCAUUGGGGCCGCAGCAGACAAUAACGUCCAUGUUUCGAUUCUGUCGCCAAAGAACUGCUGUGGACCGGAUGCUUCACUCUUGGAAGAAUGUCAGACCGGGCCGCAAAGGCACAGCCCCAUCGCCGCAUAUCACCUACUCGCCAGAGCAGUUCCUGCCAGAGGUGGACGGUGUGGCAGUAACCCACGACAGCUUGACCCUUGACCUCUUCAUGUUGGGAUACUUCCAUAUAUUGGAGCAGGAGCUGUCGCCUGAGGAGCGGAAGAUGAGGCAUCUCCUCUGCUUCGAGGUCUUUGACCAUGUCAGCAGUUUUGCUUGGGAGACGGUCAGGGACUUCCACAAAGCUGUUCUCCAGGACAUUCAGGCAGGGAGGCGGAAGUGGUGUGAUGGCUUCGAAGACAUCAAAACGUGCUUCUUUGGAGAAUCCAGAGAAUGCCGCUGUCCGUCUUCAUCGUCUUUGUCCCCGGAGACCAGACUUGUUCCCAAAGUCGUCGUUCAAAUGGCGGCUCCAGAUGAUUGUGGGGGCGACACGGAUGUCUCCUCUUUUAACAAUGAUGAGAUAUGUAAAUACAUUGAUCGCAGCUUUGCCUUUUGGAAAGAAAAGGAGGCAGAGCUGUUUGACUUUGAGCAUUAG
Messenger RNA from Lampris incognitus (smalleye Pacific opah), 2115 nucleotides. It is a transcript of the gene espnlb, whose product is annotated as espin like b. Gene Ontology annotation, molecular function: actin filament binding. Bases 1 to 2115 code for a protein of 704 amino acids. The record is from RefSeq and is a predicted model, not a curated record. Gene Ontology annotation, biological process: actin filament bundle assembly. Gene Ontology annotation, cellular component: cytoplasm. NCBI's taxonomy places the organism in Eukaryota, Metazoa, Chordata, Actinopteri, Lampriformes, Lampridae. The transcript is spliced from 7 exons.